UUGAGCCUGCGAUUGAGCCCGCACCUUCCCUUCCCUCCUACCUCUACCAUAAAUUCCACUUCCAGCAAAACUAACGGGAUUCCACCUUUCGUAAAAUACCCCGUUAAAACCUUUUCUCUCAGAGAAAUAUGUCGAGAAGGGAAGCUCAGAGAAGCCUUCAGAUCAUUUGGCAACGACUUGACAAGCCCAGGCCAUUCUUAUAAACCUCCAGAUGAGGCCUACUCCUUAAUUCUUGAGCUUUGUGCAGCCCAAAAAGCAUUGUCACAAGGCCAGCAAAUUCACGGCCACGUUUUAAAAUCAAAGUCCGUUGCUGAUGCAGUAUUUCUAGAUACUAAGCUUGUCUUCAUGUAUGGGAAAUGUGGGUCGUUGUUGGAUGCCAGGAAGGUGUUUGAUGAAAUGCUUGAGUUGAAUAUUUUUGCUUGGAAUGCCAUGAUUGGUGCUUGUGUUGGAAAUGAUCGACCUUUGGGAGCGUUGGAAUUGUACAAGGAAAUGCGGAUGUUGGAUUUUCCUCUCGAUGCACAUACUUUUCCUUCUUUAUUCAAGGCUUGUGCUGCGGUUGAAGAUCUGUGUAGCGGCUGUGAAAUUCAUGGACUAACGAUCAAAUUGGGAUUUUUGUCCAAUGCCUUUGUGGUUAAUUCACUUGUGGGCAUGUACUCUAAGUGUGAUGAUAUCCCUGCAGCAUACCAAUUGUUCAGUAGAACGAGCGUGAGAGAGGAUGUUGUGGCAUGGAAUUCUUUGAUUUCAGCGUAUGCAGCGAGUGGGAUGAGUACAGAAGGUUUGGGGUUAUUUGAAGAAAUGCUAUAUGCUGGUGUAACUCCUAGCAGUUAUACAUUUGUGCCUGUUCUUCAGGCCUGUGAAGAGCCUGCACUUGGGAAAUUGGGCAGAGGAAUUCAUGCUAUUGUUCUAAAAUCAGGUCGUCAUCUUGAGACACAUGUUGCCAACUCUUUGGUUGUUAUGUAUGCAAAAAACAAUAGUAUGGAUGAGGCUGCGAGAGUUUUCAGUGAGAUGAAGGAAAAAGAUAAUAUUUCAUGGAAUUCAAUGCUGUCAGGUUAUGUACAGAAUGGAUUGUAUGAAGAUGCUCUCUGUGUUUUUUCUGAGAUGAAAAUUUUGGUUCAGAAACCCGACCAGAUUUCACUGGUAAGUAUGCUUGCAGCCUCUGGAAGAUUGAGAAAUCUGUCGCAUGGAAUGCAAAUUCAUGCUUUUUCUUUGAAAAACAAAAUGGAUAAUGAUUUGCUGGUUGGAAACACCCUUGUGGACAUGUACGCAAAGUGCGGCAGGACAGAUUACAUGCACUUUGUUUUUGAUAGGAUGCCUUAUAAAGAUUCUGUUACUUGGACGACAGCAAUUUCUGGUUGUGCUCGGAACAAUCUUCCCAUGAAGUCUUUGCAACUGUUUCGAGAAAUAAACGUGGAAAAGAUGGAGGUUGACAUGUUAAUGAUUGGAAGCAUUCUCCUUGCUUGUAGUGAUUUAAAGUGCCAUUCUCUUGUGAAAGAAAUUCAUGCUUAUUUCAUGAGAAGAGGCCUAUAUGAUCUAGUCACAGAGAAUACGCUUGUUAAAGUUUAUGGGGACUGCAAAAACAUCAAUUAUGCUUGUAAGGUUUUCAAACUAAUCGAAUUUAAGAAUGUUGUGUCCUUCACGAGCAUGAUGUCUUCUUAUGUCGAUAAUGGAUUGGCAAGUGAGGCUCUUGAACUAGUACCUCGUAUGAAAGAAAACAAAAUUGAACUAGAUUGUGUUGCAACACUGAGUAUCCUGUCUGCUGCUGCAGAUUUAUCGGCAUUGAGGAAAGGAAAAGAGAUUCAUGGCUUCCUACUCAGGAAUGGGUUUAUUAUUGAAGGUCCUGUCGCCAGCUCUCUUGUGGACAUGUAUGCUUGCUGUGGGAUUGUGGAUGACUCAUAUAAGGUUUUCAGUAGUACCCUGAAUAAAGACUUGCCUAUAUGGACGAGCAUGAUCAGUGCAUACGGAAAGCAUGGUUAUGGUAAGGUGGCCAUUGAUUUGUUUAGGAGGUUGGAAAGUGAAAAUCUAGUUCCUGAUCACAUUACUUUCUUAGCUGUUCUUUAUGCAUGUAGUCAUUCCGCUUUGGUGGAAGAGGGCAAAAAAGUUUUUGAAUCAAUGCAAGAAGAAUACAAAUUGAAGCCAUGGCCAGAACACUACACUUGCAUGGUUGAUAUGCUUGCCCGUGCAAAUUACCUAGAAGAAGCAUUUCAUUUUGUGACGAUGAUGAAAGCGGAGCCUACAGCCGCUGUUUGGUGUGCUCUCCUCGGUGCUUGCCGUGUUCACUCAAACGAAAAAAUUAGAGAAAUUGCUGCUAGUAAACUUAUGGAACUAGAUCCAGUGAAUCCGGGAAAUUAUGUGCUGGUAUCCAAUGCAUAUGCUGCGACAGAGAGAUGGGAAGAUGUGGAGGAAGUGAGAUCGAAGAUGAAAGGAAAAGAGUUGAAGAAAGAUCCUGCAUGUAGUUGGAUAGAGGUUGGGAAUAAGUUCCACGUGUUCGUUGCCCAUGAUAGAUCUCAUCCAGAGUCUGACGAGAUUAAGCAAAAUUUGGAUCAGAUCACUGAAAAAUUGGUAAAAGGAGGAGGAUAUGUGCCUCAAACUAAAUAUGUUUUACACAAUGUAGAGGAGGAAGAAAAAGUAAAGUUACUAACUGGACAUAGUGAACGGCUGGCUAUAUCAUAUGGGCUACUCAACACAACAUAUGGUACCCCGAUACGAAUCACCAAGAAUCUUCGGGUCUGUGGUGAUUGCCAUAACUUCACCAAGCUAACUUCAAAGUACCUUAAACGAGAAAUCAUUGUACGGGACGCCAACAGAUUUCAUCAUUUCAGGGACGGAGUUUGUUCUUGUGGAGAUUUCUGGUGAGACUCUCUCAAACCACACUGAAGUUAUCAGAAAUCAGAUGAUGAUGAUGAAUGUGCUACUGGGUAUGAUAGCCUGGGCCAGUGUCAAAAUCCCGCUCAUCCAAGUUCCCAUCUGCUGUAUUUUUAUGUCGGACCGAACUUAUUUACAUCCCGGUUUCUAAGAACUCAGUCUAUGUUUAUGAUAAGAACACUAGGAAGCGCCGUAGUGUAACUCUGACAUUUUCUUCAGAAAAACGAGAUAAAAGAAAAACAGAAACCUCUACAUUUGUCAA
Coffea arabica (coffee) is the source of this 3124-nucleotide messenger RNA. Its product is annotated as pentatricopeptide repeat-containing protein At3g63370, chloroplastic. Gene Ontology annotation, biological process: RNA modification. Lineage: Eukaryota; Viridiplantae; Streptophyta; Magnoliopsida; Gentianales; Rubiaceae. The record is from RefSeq and is a predicted model, not a curated record. Gene Ontology annotation, molecular function: protein binding; RNA binding; zinc ion binding.